AGCUGCCUCCCUGCUGACUGGUCCGUGUUCAGCCAGUAACGCGAGCCCUGAGGGGGGAGCUGUGGCGGCCCCGGGUCCCUGCCACCCCAGGCCACACAGUGGAGCCGAAUGCAGGUAAGAGAGGCCGCCUGUGGUGGGUGGGUGCUGGGAUGGCUCAGGCGGCCCAUGGAGAGACCAGGCAGUAGGCCAGGAUGCCGCCCAGCCGGCAGCCCCAGGCAUUCAGCUAUGCCCAGCCCCUGGCAUCCACUGGCCCCACUGGCCACCACCCACCCUCCCAUGUCUGCAGACACUUGGGCUCCUGUCCGGGUGCCGGGGCCCCAACCGGGCAAGACACUUGCUGAGGCAGACGGGGCGGGCGGUGGCUUCACUGCAUGCCUCCCCCAGGAUGCGGCAGCCAGAGGGUCUCCGGGCCUCCCGAGAGGGACAGCCGCUGGCCCCCAGCGAGGAGACUGCAUCAUUUGCUACUCGGCCUAUGACCUCGCAGGCCACCUACCCCGCCGGCUCUACUGCGGUCACACUUUCUGCCAGGCGUGCGUGCGGCGGCUGGACGCGCCAGCCCACGAGCAGCGCUGGAUCCUGUGCCCACAGUGCCGACAGAGCACGCCCACACCCCGGGGAGGGGUGGCCAUGCUGGACCUCGACCUGGCCGCCUUCCUGGCCAUCAAGGCCGAGCGGGAGCCGUCCCGCACGGAACCCCAGCCCUCCAUGCCCCUCAAAAGUGGCAAUGCCACCAUCACUCAGCAGCCGGGCCAGCUCUGCCCUCCCCUGGGCCCCCAGCCCCGCUUCCCCCAGCCCCGCCGCUGCUGCUGGGGCUGUGGCAGCUUCUGCUGGGACCCCCUGGGCAACCCCCAGGUCUGA
Phacochoerus africanus (Common warthog) is the source of this 858-nucleotide messenger RNA. It is a transcript of the gene RNF224, whose product is annotated as ring finger protein 224. The record is from RefSeq and is a predicted model, not a curated record. Lineage: Eukaryota; Metazoa; Chordata; Mammalia; Artiodactyla; Suidae.